This is a messenger RNA of Cetraspora pellucida, 681 nucleotides long. The record is from the annotation of a GenBank genome assembly. Lineage: Eukaryota; Fungi; Glomeromycota; Glomeromycetes; Diversisporales; Gigasporaceae.
CCAAAUUUUGGCGAGUCAACAAUUAGGUUGGCCGGCCUCGGACCAAAUUUUGGCGAGUCAACAAUUAGGUUGGCCGGCCUCGGAGUGAAGCACAGAUUUACCAAAGAGGUGACAAUUGUUUUUGGUAUUUCUUGUACGAACGAAGGGUUAUACCGUUGUGAACAGGAGAAUGUUCGUUGGAUGAUAAAUUCCUCAAACACUACACCUUUGGCAUUUUUAGAAUUACAUAUCCUUCAAUUAGAACAAUUAACUAUUAUAGAAAAAUUCACUGUUUACUCAAUACUAAAAUUUACUUCAGAAAAUUACUGCCUAUAUGCUAUUACAGAAUCAGGAAAUCACUACUUUACAUUACUAAAUAGUGAACUUAUUCAUCUUAAAAUGCUUGAAUUUACUUCAAAUCAGCCCAGGAAAAGCGUAACUGAGUGGGUUUUAGAAAAAGCUCAACAAAAUAAUACUCUACCAGUUUAUCUUAAAUUUGGUAAUGUGAUCUGUCAGCAGUGCUAUAAUAGAAUAAUUGUUAAACCUUUAGCUCAAUUAAAAGAGCAUUCCCAAAUGACUAAUGUUCAAAUUUUAGAUAUAACAGAAGAAUAUAGGGAUGUGCAUGAAGUAAUACAGAAAUUGUUAGCAUUUAAGAUUUUUGAAGAAUUUCAUGCUUAUAUGGAAGAAAAGAAUAUUCACCUG